AGGCCCUCUAGUCCGUAGGGAUCUUUAAGCUGGUUUUCCAGUCCCAGCAUUCCUUGCUGUUUUCCUACCUCGCCAGCAAGCCUAUCCAGUCCUAGGAAAACCCAAUUGGAUCCGGGAGUGCGAGACCAGCCAGCCCUCGCGCAGGCGGGCGGGGAGGGUGUGGCCACACCUUGCCCCGCCCCUGCUCCGUGGCUGGUUCUCUUUCCGCUGGCGCCCCGAGCGGGACACCGAGACAUGGGCACUACCUGGCGCAGCCCCGGGCGGGUGCGGCUGGCGCUCUGCCUCUCGGGCUUAGUGCUCUCGCUCUACGCGCUGCACGUGAAGGCGGCGCGCGCCCGGGACCAGGAUUACCGCGCACUCUGCGACGUGGGCACCGCCAUCAGCUGUUCGCGCGUCUUCUCCUCCAGGUGGGGCCGGGGCUUCGGGCUGGUGGAACCAGUGCUGGGUGCAGACAGUGUCUUCAAUCAAUCCAACAGCAUAUUCGGGUGCAUCUUCUACACACUACAGCUGUUGCUAGGUUGCCUCCGGGGCCGCUGGGUAUCUGUCCUGCUGUUGCUGAGUUCCCUGUUGUCCCUCGCUGGUUCUGUCUACCUGGCCUGGAUCCUGCUCUUUGUGCUCUAUGACUUCUGCAUUGUUUGCAUCACCACCUAUGCCAUCAAUGUGGGCCUGCUGGUGCUCAGCUUCCGGGAGGUCCAGAGACCCCAGGGCAAGGUCAAAGGGCACUGAGCCCUCACUGACCUCGGAGGCUCUGCUUUGGUGUGUCAGCCUUGCCAAAGGGGAGCACGUCUGGGUCCUAGAGGAGCCUGCAGCCCACCUCCACCAUCCUCCCAGCACAGGACAAUGGACCGAAUGGCCAGACUCUUCCUCCACCCAGUGCCUCUGGCUCUGCCCCAAGGAUUGAUUUCCAAAGCUCCCGCCUUUGCCCAAGGAAGGAAGGUUCUGAGCAAUAAAAUUUCUUAAAUUGGUUAA
This is a messenger RNA of Eptesicus fuscus (big brown bat), 969 nucleotides long. It is a transcript of the gene VKORC1, whose product is annotated as vitamin K epoxide reductase complex subunit 1. The coding region runs from base 235 to 726 and encodes 163 amino acids. Lineage: Eukaryota; Metazoa; Chordata; Mammalia; Chiroptera; Vespertilionidae. Gene Ontology annotation, biological process: peptidyl-glutamic acid carboxylation; vitamin K metabolic process. The record is from RefSeq and is a predicted model, not a curated record. Gene Ontology annotation, molecular function: vitamin-K-epoxide reductase (warfarin-sensitive) activity. The transcript has 3 exons.